This is a messenger RNA of Lolium rigidum, 659 nucleotides long. RefSeq names its product chemocyanin-like. Lineage: Eukaryota; Viridiplantae; Streptophyta; Magnoliopsida; Poales; Poaceae. The transcript has 2 exons. Bases 71 to 445 code for a protein of 124 amino acids. Gene Ontology annotation, molecular function: electron transfer activity. The record is from RefSeq and is a predicted model, not a curated record. Gene Ontology annotation, cellular component: plasma membrane.
UCUCUCACUCCUAGCCUGGUCUUUCCUGCGCGCACUCCAAUUCAGUCAGUGAGCAAGUAGCUAGCUCGCGAUGGCUCAGGGAAGCGGCAGUGCUCGCGCCGUGUUGGCGCUGGUCCUCCUCUGCGUGCUCCUCCACGGCGAUCUCGCCGAGUCCAAGGUGUACACCGUCGGCGACCGCGGCGGCUGGACCCUCAGCUCCGGCGGCUGGUCCAGGGGCAAGCGCUUCCGCGCCGGGGACGUGCUGCUGUUCAAGUACGGGCGGGGCGCGCACAACGUGGUGGCGGUGAACGCGGCGGGGUACAGGUCGUGCAGCGCCCCCAGGGGCAGCAGGACGUACAGCUCCGGCAACGACCGCGUCACGCUCGCCCGCGGCACCAACUACUUCAUCUGCAGCGUCCCCGGCCACUGCGGCGCCGGCAUGAAGAUGGCAAUCAACGCCGCCUGAUCUACAUCGUCAGGCAGGCAGGCCACUGCGGCGCCGGCAUGAUACUUAGCUUUGGUGUACUUCCCUUCAAGUAACCAUGCUUGUUCAAUAAUGGUUUUAUAUCGAGUUCGUGGGUCUUUAGGUCUGGCCGAUUGCCACUCGAGAGAAAUAUUAGUGUGUUGCUAUCUUGAUGUGUAUGAGAAAAGAAGUAAUAAAGCCAUACAGCUAGCUUUUU